This is a messenger RNA of Mobula hypostoma (lesser devil ray), 5180 nucleotides long. Its product is annotated as tax1-binding protein 1 homolog. Lineage: Eukaryota; Metazoa; Chordata; Chondrichthyes; Myliobatiformes; Myliobatidae. The transcript is spliced from 16 exons. The coding region runs from base 151 to 2031 and encodes 626 amino acids. The record is from RefSeq and is a predicted model, not a curated record.
CGGCAGGUGGGUUUGUGACGCAGUCUGCGUUGGACAGGGGAGGGGUGGGGGAAUGUUUCUGAUGCUUUAAAAACAUCCUGGGCCACCGCAGAAAAUUCUGAUCCUGGAGCCAUUCGAGUCCUGUCUCACAGCUGAGUUCGUCUGGACACCAUGAACGAAGAGUCAUUGACUGGCAUCUCUUCACUGUACUCCAGCACCUUCGCCCAAGUAAUCUUUGUCAACGUAGAAAAGCAGUACACGACAGACGUCGCUGUGAAAUGCAAUUACACUCUGACUCCCAGGAUCACACCCCAUAAGAAUGACUGGAUUGGAAUUUUCAAGGUUGGAUGGAGUACUGCUCGAGAUUACCACACAUUUGUUUGGGCCCCUCUCCCGAAGCAGGCCGGUCAGGUGGAACGCCAGCAGCAGGUAACGUUCGAAGCUUAUUAUCUUCCAAAGGACGACAAUGACUUUUACCAGUUCUGCUACGUCACCCAGAAGGGAGAGAUUCGAGGGGCCAGCACGCCCUUUGGGUUCCGGCUAGCAAACCACGGCGUCCCUGACCAUUCGGAAGGUGAUUCCAGCCAAGAGAUGCUGAUCAUCACCACGCAGGAAAAACUGGAAGAAACGGAGAGGGAGAAAGAUGAAUUGAGGGAGAACAAUCAGAUGCUGACCACGGAAAACACGGAGUUGAGGGGAAAGAUCAAAGAGCUGGAAACGCAGGCGGUGAGAGAGAGGGAGGAGAAUUCUGCAGCACUGAAGGUGAAUCAGAAAGCGGUGUUGGAACUCGAGGAACAAGUACGGGAACAGAAGCUGAAGUCUGAGUUGGAACUGAAGGCCCGGAGUGAGAAGGAGGAACAGCUCAGAACGAUCCUGACUGAGAAGGAGGUGGCUUGUUUAAAUGUGCAGGCGGAAAAGCAGGACCUGCUGGCCCAGGUGGAGUCAGCCCAGGCCUCGCUGGAGCAGCUGAAACAGAAGAACGAGAAGGACAGGGACAAGCUGAGACAGCUUCAGCAAGAGAACGAGAGGGUCAGGGCGGAGAAUGGCGCCAAGGAGGACGAGCUGGCAAGCCUGACGGAAGUGAAGAACGAAUCGGAGGGCGAGUUGAAGGCGGCGCAGGAGCGACUCCAGCUCGUUCAGUGUGACUUUGAAACCCAAAAGAAAGAAAACUUGGCGUUGAAGGAGGAUCUGAUGAAGUUGGCCGAGGUGCAGAAUCAGCAGCAGAGUUGCCUGGCGGAGAUUUCCCAAUUGCGCCACGCCCUCAGCAAGUCCGAGGAACUGAAGGCGUCCAACGCCAACGCUGUGGAGAAGCUCCAGGAGCAAGUGGGGAAUCUGCAGCAGUGCCUGAAGAACAUGGAGACGCAAGUGCAGUCGGCCCAGCAGCAGCAGGUUCAGACCAUGGUCGAGCUGAAGGUCGCUCGGGCCAGUCAGGAGCAGAGCCAGAAGAGCCUCUGUGAGGCCCAACAGGAGAUCCAGCACUGGAAGAGCAAAUUCGAGAAGGUCGACGAAAUCUUUUCAAAGAAUGAGGGGAAGUGCACGGAGCUAGCAUGUGAGCUGGACCUGAAGACCCGUUCCUUGGAAGUUCGCGAUGCGGAGGUGGCUGGGUUGCAAGAGGACGUCGAGAGACUGACUAAGAUGAUUGACGAGUUGAGGCUCGGUACAAGCCAUCAGAGUGGAGCAUUUGAAUUGCAACACGCCAACCCUUACAGCGGGAACGUUCCAACAGCACCUUCUGCCCAUCCGGAGCUCCUGUUCGGCAACCCGUACUUCGAGAGAGAUUUCCCAGAACCAGUGGAUCAAUUUGUUGAUGUCCAGCAAGACCUGAAUGCCUUGGAGAAUUCCCAGGACGCUGAAGAGGAUCUAUCCCUGAUCAGUCAGAAGUGCCCGGUCUGUUUCUUCCCGUUCGACCCAGCCAUGGACCAAUCCGUGAUGGACCAGCACAUCUCGACGCACUUUGACCACGAGUGUCCCAUUUGUCUGCUGCAUUUCCCGGAGAACCAGCAAACCCAGUACGCGCAGCACGUCGAAUCUCACUUCGCGGCGACCAACUGAGAGACACGGCGCACACGCACAUGAGUUCUGCUUUGCGAAGUGGCUAAACAUUUCCGCUAUUAAUUUUAAUUUUUUUGUGUGUGUGUGUUUCAUUCUGCCUGGGCAAUAAAAUGUAGCCUUUUGCAGUCGGGGAAUACUGCACUGUCAAAGGGCUCGGCCACUGCUGCCCUCAUCCCAGCCGUAAAGAGUUCAAAGUCAGUUUAUUGUCAAGCUACGUCCAUGUUGACCUACACCACCUUGAGUUUCGUUCCCUUGCAUUUGCGGGAAAAUCAAGGAAAUAAAGUGGAGUUUAUUAAAGAUUAUGCAUAAGGAAGGAUUGGCAAGCAUCCAAGGAGCAGAAGGAGACAAGUAAAAAGUGAGUGAAAACAGUUGUAGAGUUCUUGCAAGUUGGCCUGCAUAGGUUGAGGUGGGUGAAGUUAUCCGCGCUGAUGGUUGUAUGAUAGUAACUGUCCCUGAACCUGGUGGUGUGGGUCCUGAGGCUCUUGUACCUCCUUCCUGAUGGUUGAGGGGUAAUAACUGUUUCUGAACCUGGUGAUGUGGGUCCUGAGGCUCCUGUACCUCCUUCCUGAUGGUUGAGGGGUAAUAACUAUUCCUGAACCUGGUGGUGUGGGACCUGAGGCUCCUGUACCUCCUUCCUGAUGGUUGAGGGGUAAUAACUGUUCCUGAACCUGGUGGUGUGGGUCCUGAGGCUCCUGUACCUCCUUCCUGACGGUUGAGGGGUAAUAACUGUUCCUGAACCUGGUGGUGUGGGUCCUGAGGCUCCUGUACCUCCUUCCUGAUGGUUGAGGGGUAAUAACUGUUCCUGAACCUGGUGAUGUGGGUCCUGAGGCUCCUGUACCUCCUUCCUGAUGGUUGAGGGGUAAUAACUGUUCCUGAACCUGGUGGUGUGGGUCCUGAGGCUCCUCUACUUCCUUCCUGAUGGUUGAGGGGGUAUUAUCUGUUCCUGAACCUGGUGGUGUGGGUCCUGAGGCUCCUGUACCUCCUUCCUGAUGGUUGAGGGGUAAUAACUGUUCCUGAACCUGGUGGUGUGGGUCCUGAGGCUCCUGUACCUCCUUCCUGAUGGUUGAGGGGUAAUAACUGUUCCUGAACCUGGUGGUGUGGGAGCUGAGGCUCCUGUAUCUCCUCCCUGAUGGGUGAGGGGUAAUAACUGUUCCUGAACCUGGUGGUGUGGGAGCUGAGGCUCCUGUACCUCCUUCCCAAUGACAGCGGUGAGAAGAGAGCACGGCCUGGGCGGUGGGGGUCAUUGAUGAUGGAUGCUGCUUUCCUGUGGCCAUGCUCCUUGUAGGUGUGCUCGGUGGUGGUGGAGAGGGCUUCACCCGCGAUGGACUAGGAGAGAUGAGAUUGACGUGGAUGGUAGGGGUGGAGAUACGCCUGCACCAAAGGAGGUGUGAGGUGCGCCUUCCCUCUGCUAGCCUGCAGGCCACCCUUGGGCAAGGUGCAUGUAGUACCUGCGUAGCCUUAUCCCCCUGAUCAGCGUCACGAUGGGAGCAGGUGGUGGACGGUCAUAUGUGCAGCCAGUGCAGAUCACAAGUGCUGGUCAUGCGACCACUGGAAGUCAGUGAGACCCCCUCUCACUGCUCCCGCUCUGUGAUUUCUGCUGCCUUCCAACUCUUAGACCUCCGGUAUUCCCCCCCCCCCACCCUUCCCUCUUCUUCAAUUCCCCACUCUUGGCUUCUUACCUCUUCUCGUCACCUCCAUGGUGUGAGUGACCCUCCUCUUUCCCUUUCUCCCGUGGUCCAUUCUCUUCUCCUCUCAGAUUCCUCCUUCUCCGGCCCUUUGCCUUUCCCCUCCGUCGCCUCCCAGCUUCUCACUCUAUCAGCCCCUUGGCUUGUCCUGUCGUCUUCUAGCUUGUCUACCUUCUCGGUCCGGAUGAAGGGUCUCGGCCCAAAACUUCGACUGUCUAUUCAUUUCUAUAGAUGUUGCCUGACCUGAUGAGUUCUUCCAGCAUUUUGUGUGUGUGUGUGUGUGUUGCUCUGUAAAGCAAAGAUGCUUUCAAAAAUAAUGAGCUGAAAAGUUUCUAAACAUCAAAAAAAACUAUGAAGAGUAAUAAGCAAUAAGGAACUAAAUCAAAUCACUAUUUGGUGUGACUCCCACCCCCUCCCGCCUUUAAAAAUGCAUCGCUUCCCUUGGGUACGCUGUUGUGCAGUUUUAUAAGAAAAUCGGCUGGUAGGCUGUUCCGAGCAUCCUGGAGAACUUGCCACAGUUCUUCUGUGGACUCUGGCCGACUGGCUUGCUCCUGCCUCCCCGUGGAGUCUCAGACCAACAGGCCAACUGAAGCCAUACAAAAGGUCCCAGGGUGCCCUGAGACCUUUGCACGCUACUGUACUUUGGACCUGGUGUGUGUCCAAGAUCUGUGCAGGAAAUGGAAGGGUGUGGAGAUUGCGUAGGCGGGAGGCAUUAGUAUAGUUGGCAUUCAGUUGCUACUGUAAUUGGUUUGGCACAACAUUGUGGGCCUAUUCUACUAAUCCAGAUUAUCAUACAAUUCCCUUUUAUCUGAACCAUAUAUUCUGCAUUUACACACACACAUAAUAGCAUAUUUCCAACAGAACUGCCCAUCCUGCUUGCUAUGAGCAGCACAGUGUAUCCUUUGCUGGUAAAGCAAGCCGGGAUUUUAUACACGGUGGUCACGUAAUCGGUUAUCUCUUGGCCAUGGGAUCCCUGGCCAUUUCCUCUCCUGGUUUGGGCGUGUGUCAGUGAGUUGCCGCAUCAAUAAUUGCUCCUGAGCUUCCUGUGCUAAUAUUCAGAGCGGCAUUCGAUUGAGAAUUUGUUUUGAUAACUUGCAUCUCAUCUGAACAGCUUGGGGUUUUAUACAGUUAUGUCCAUGAUUGUUUCUACUGUCACUUUGUUGAAUGGUUGAGGAAGAACUGGGUGUGUACCUAGAGAUUUAUAUGAAUCGAGCACCAUAUGCUCAUCCCUUGAUAAUUUUGAUAACGGUGAAAAUGUUAUUGAAUGGUGGAUUUAAAAUGUGCUUAUUCAAGGUAUCUGACUUGCACAAGCAGAUUAUUUUCUCAGCUAUUGUAAAUUGGACGUGAAGAUUCGUCAGACACACCGUUAAAACAUGAUGUUGAAUUACAUUAUUUUCAAAGUCGCGUUCGUUGUCACGUGCAAGUAUAUAAAUGCAGGAUUGCAAUAAAUACUCAUCUCCUUCU